AUGUCUUUCUUCGUUUACGAAGUCCUCCGUCAACCGGAUAUCCUCGCUAAACUCAGAGCUGAGCUCGAUACUAACAUCCCUUCGGAUGUCACCGUUCCGCCCCUCGAGCAGGUCGAUCUUCCAUACUUGAAUAUGAUCCUGAAGGAAACGCUGAAAUACAGCUCGACGGGCUUCGGGACUUUUCGGACAUGCUCAUUUGACACUGAGAUGGAGGGAGUUGUGCUACCUGCCAAUACUACUGCUGCCUUGUGCAAUCCUGCUGUGCAUCGAGAUCCAACCCUCUGGGACGACCCGGAUACAUUCGAUCCUGAGCGAUGGCGACCGGGCCAGGGGCUAUCCACGCUUGUAAUGACAUUGACUCUCGCCACACUUUUCCGACAAUUUGAUCUUACUUUGGAGUCAGGAUUUGAGAUGGAAUACCUUCCUAGCUUCACAUUGAGGCCAAAGAACGGAUUACCUGUGAGGGCUGUCCGUCGCAGGUCUUGA
Molecule: messenger RNA, 486 nt
Organism: Penicillium malachiteum
Lineage: Eukaryota; Fungi; Ascomycota; Eurotiomycetes; Eurotiales; Aspergillaceae
Product: cytochrome P450
Exons: 4
Coding region: 1-486 (161 amino acids)
Molecular function (GO): monooxygenase activity; heme binding; oxidoreductase activity, acting on paired donors, with incorporation or reduction of molecular oxygen
Source: RefSeq, a predicted model, not a curated record